AUGACCCCAUCCCUGCUUCUGUGCGGGUCGCAGGCUAUCCAAUGGUCUGAUGACUAUCUUGCUUCCCUACAAAAGGUUCUACUCGCAGAUCCUAUUCUUCAACCUUUUGUCAAUGCCAUCCGUGAACUCCCCCGGUUAUGGGGCACGCUGCUUGAGGCAGACUCAGAGCUGAAAGCCAUCUCCGGAAAGCAAAUCCUCGAGCGAUUUAGCAAAUGGCUCGACGGAGAGACAUUACUCGACACUGCUUCAAUUUUAAAUCCCAAUUUACUAUUGUCGCCCCUCACAGUUAUCUCUCAGUUGGUUGAGUAUCUCAAUUACCUGACGGAAAAUCCAACCCAGUGCCAUCUACGCAUUCUGAACGGAGUCAAAGACGGAGGCAUUCAAGGGUUCUGCACUGGAUUCCUCACAGCACUUGCAUUGUCAUGCUCUCGUGACGAUAAAGAUAUUGUCGAGUUGGGAGCAGUGGCCUUGCGUCUGGCUGCCUGUAUCGGGGCGUAUGUGGAUUUGGACCAACGCAACACCUCAGAAUUUGUCUGUCUGGCUGGGCGAUGGGCUGCAGCGGCAGACAAGCAGAAUAUUAAUGCUAUUUUGGCCAAUUAUGAUAAGUCGGACGCGACCUCAGCGACGUUCACGGUUCCACAAGCAAGCAAGUCCAGUAUCGUUCACGAUAUGAAUAAUAUUGGCCUUCAGGUCAGGGAGAUCCCCCUUGCUGGUCGUUUUCAUAACUCGAUCCAUCAAGAGUCCUUUAACAAGCUGGUCCGUUUAUGUGAGAGCACAUCAUCUCUGCGAUUCCCCGACCAUUACCGCCCCCUAGUCCCUCUACGAACCAAUGUCAACGGACAAAUACUCUCUGGUAAUGAGACUCUGCAUGUUGCUGCACUACGAACGUUGCUUCUCGAUGUAUCCGACUGGUAUCAAACCACGAGCAAAGCAGUGGAUAGUCUUGGGCCAUCAACAGCCGGGGAGCUUGAGGUCGCUGUAUUGGGCUUGGGCGAUUGCAUCCCGCGCACAAUUCGGCAGUCUGGUGCUCUCCAUGUAAGCCAUAUCCAGACAGAGGCCAAGAAGGAUUACGACAAACCCUACCAACACCCCAGAGAUGCUGUUGCUAUUGUCGGAAUGGCCUGUAGAUACCCCGGCGCAGACUCCUUGGAGGAAUACUGGCGCGUCAUCGAAUCUGCAACGUCAAUGCUGAGCGAACUCCCAGAGGGCCGAUUCCCUAAAACUAACCUUCGUCGGGAUCCAGAAGGUAGGAUCCCUCUGAAUGGGAACUUCUUACGGCACCCCGACCUCUGGGACCAUCGCUUCUUCAAGCGAUCAUCGCGCGAGGCUGCUUCGAUGGACCCUCAGCAUCGCCUGGCGCUGGAAGUUGCCUACGAAGCUCUAGAGUCAGCUGGUUACUUCGCCCAGCACACUCUUGCAAAAGAUAUCGGAUGCUACAUGGGCGUUGCUGCGUCUGACUAUGAAGACAACGUAGCCUCGCAUGCACCCACAGCCUUCUCAGUCCUUGGAAUGGUUCGCGCCUUCACCAGCGGCAAGAUCAGUCAUUUCUUUGGAUUCAGCGGGCCUUCGCUGGUCUUUGACACGGCCUGCUCUUCUUCCCUGGUAGCCAUACACACUGCGUGUCGUGCUUUACAGGCAAACGAAUGUUCCAUGGCCCUCGCUGGUGGUGUGAAUGUCAUUACCAGUCCCACCCUGCACCAAAACCUUGGAGCAGCGAACUUCCUGAGUCCCACUGGAGGAUCUAAAUCAUUUGAUGACCGUGCAGAUGGCUACUGUCGUGGCGAGGGAGCAGGUAUAAUCCUGCUCAAACGACUUGACCGCGCCAUUGUCGACAAGGACCGCAUCUUAGGCGUCAUCGCCGGCUCCGCUGUGAAUCAGAACGAUAACGCAUACCCCGUGACUGUUCCUGUCUCCCUGUCGCAGACUGCCAUUUACCGGCGUGUGCUGAAUAUUGCGGGUCUCUCCCCACGCCGCGUAUCCUAUGUCGAAGCCCAUGGCACUGGCACGCCAAAGGGCGACCCGAUCGAAUGCGCUAGCAUCCGCCAGGUGUUUGGCGGGCAAGCGGAUCGAAAACUCUACUUUGGUUCAGUGAAGGGGAAUAUCGGACACGCCGAAGCCGCGUCCGGCGUGGCGGGCCUCAUUAAGGUACUGCUCAUGAUGCAGAAGCGCCUGAUCCCCCCUCAGGCGAGCUUCAUCUCCCUGAAUAAAAGUAUCCCACCGUUGGAGCCGGAUAAUAUGGCCAUAGCGCGAGAGGUGACUUCGUGGAAUACUGAGUUCUAUGCUGCCUGUGUGAACAACUACGGCGCGGCAGGGAGCAAUGCGGCUUUGGUUGUCACGCAGCCCCCGUGUGCGGGUCGUGGAAACCAUGCGACAGUGUCAUUGAAGAAAUAUCCCGUGGUAUUAUCUGCCAAUACGCCUGGAAGUCUCAAGCAGUAUGCUACUGUUGUGAAAGAGUUUAUCUCCCAAAAUUGUGCGGUCCAGCAGGGAAACCUCUUGGCCAGCACGGCUUUCCAUCUGGCCAGACGGUACAAUCAUUCCUUCAAAUAUAUGGACGCAUUCGCUGCUGAGUCAAUCGAUCAGUUAAAUGAGAAGCUUCAGAUCUGCUCUCAGUUGCCAGAGUCAGAUAUUAUGGUGUCGUCAUCCCAACGUCCUAUUGUCCUCGCUUUUGGCGGCCAAACGGGCAAUCUCAUCCACCUAAGCGAGGAGAUGUACCGCGGUUCAUCCCUUCUGCGAAGGUAUCUCGACAAAUGUGACGCCCAGUUGCAACAGCUCGGUCUGGCUAGCAUCUUCCCUGGUAUCUUUCAGCAACAGGCUGUCGAAGACACCGUCCAGCUUCAUUGUAUGCUAUUCUCGCUGCAGUACGCCAGUGCAAUGGCAUGGAUUGCUGCCGGUCUCCAGGUACAGACAGUCAUCGGGCACAGUUUCGGACAGCUAACAGCAAUGUGUGUGGCUGGAGUCUUGAGCUUGGCGGACGCAGUUAAGCUGGUUUCUGGACGUGCAUCGAUCAUCCGAGAGAAAUGGGGAGCUGAACGAGGAUGCAUGUUGCUUGUGCAAGGUGAAUUGGCUCAUGUACACAGCCUCAUUGCUCAGACCCGUGAAAAUACCGGUCAUGUCGUGGAAAUCGCCUGCUUCAAUGGACCCAACAGCUUUGUCCUUGUAGGCUCGGGAACGGACAUUGAGACCUUUGACUCUUUGGCUGCCUCGACCCUGAAGACACGCAAAAUGAGCGUUACCCACGGGUUCCAUUCACGACUUGUCGAUACCAUCAUGGAGGAUUACCAAAAUCUGGCGGAGGAUAUGGUUUACAAAUCUCCCACUAUCGCUAUUGAGACCUGUUCCUCAGUCGAAAGCUGGAACGAAUUCAGAGCAGACCGGGUAGCACAGCAGUCCCGCCAGCCCGUUUACUUUGCUGAAGCGGUGGAGCGCAUCUCCCAACGCUUAGGACCUUGCGUCUGGGUCGAAGCGGGUUCUGCGUCCGGAAUCAUCAAUAUGGCUCGCCGGGCUCUUAACGAUGCAACCAGCCAUGAUUUCUACUCGAUCAAUCUGGGGGGGCCCGAGCCAUGGGAUGCUCUCGUUGACACAACGGUUAGUCUGUGGAAGGCUGGGGUGCAAGUUGAUUUCUGGCCUUUCCAAAAAGAACAGCAAUUGGAAUAUCUCCCUCUCAAUCCCCCGCCAUAUCAAUUCGAACGAUCGCGGCACUGGCUCGAGUACGUCGACCGGCCUGGCGCAGAUGGCUUUGUCCAGUCAAAGGAGGCACCAGCGGUCGAAACCAAGCCCAAGCUAGUUUCCUUCGUCAAGUACCUCGACUCCAACCGUCAGACGGCCGAGUUCGCUAUCAGACAAGAUUGCGAGCAGUAUCAGGCACUAGUCCGCGGCCAUGCUGUCCUUGACAGCACGCUGUGUCCCGCCUCAUUGUACGUUGAGAUGGCCGCGUCUGCCGCUAGUCUGCUCGUCCCCGAAUUCUCACCGUCAACAUACACUGCACGAGUUGAGGAUCUACACAUGCAAUCGCCCCUAGCUAUUGAUCUCAAGCGUGGACUCCGUCUGAUUCUCUCAAUUAGCGGCCCGGGAACAAGCCAGUUUACCCUACAGGGAUUUCCCCUCGGUGACGAAGACAAUGCAAUCCAACAUGCCAGUGGUACAGUCACCAUCAGCUCUUUGGCAAGCGAGAAAAUCGAGGCCCGGUUCUCCCGGUAUAGCCGGAUUGUCGACUACCAGCGCUUUGAGGGCUUGCUUUCCGACUCCAGUUCUGCGGCCGUGCAAGGCCCGCUGGUCUACAGGAUGUUUGAUAAGGUUGUCAUCUACUCAGAUAUCUUCCGCGGCGUGAGUAAGAUCGCUUCCAAGGGCACGGAGGUAACUGGUCUCGUCUCGUUGCCAUCUGCUGGUUUGGAGCUGGUCAAAGAGUCAGUCUGCAAUCCGCUCGUGAUAGAUAAUUUCACCCAGGUAGCAGGUCUGCACGUCAACAGUCUGGAAGACUGCGGGCCAAACGAGGUGUACCUGUGCAACGGGAUCGAGCAGAUUGAUGCAUGUCGGCCACUGGACGCGUCUGGAUCGUGGCUAGUGCAUUCAUCAUUCGAUCGUGUCGGGACGAGGGAACUCGUGAACGAUAUUUUCGUCUUUGAUGCUGCCACGAAGCAAUUGGUGAUGACCUUGUUCGGAUUGCGGUUCGCUAAGGUGCCCAUUUCAUCUCUCAAGAAGGCACUGGAACGUGCCAAUCCGGCUCAAAGCUCCAUGCAAACUCCUGUGAAGGUAUCUAAGCCUCCGACAAUAGUUCAAAUGACGCAGCCCAUCCGCAUGCCGCCAAAAUUGGGGAGGACAACCCCAACCGCCGAUGCGCAAGUACGCACAGCAACAAUGGCGUUGCUUAAUGAGGUCGCUGACGUUCCAUUAUCUGAUAUCACCGAUGGUGCUCGCUUGGAAGACCUGGGGAUUGAUUCCCUCAUGGCAGCAGAAAUUCUAAGCGCCAUCCGGGAAAGAUUCAACCUCGACAUCUCCACAUCCACCUUCUCCAGCAUCGUCGAUUUCAGGGGCUUGUACCAGCAUAUCACCUCCGGUACCGAUGCAGGCACCAUGACGCCGUCCUCUUCGUCCGGCACAGAGACCGACGAUAGCAUUCUCCAAGUGCAGUAUACGGAUACCAGCACGCCGUUCUCUGAGAUCGCCUAUCCGUUCGACGAUAAGGAGGCUGGUGACAAGGCCUACGAAAAUCAAGUGGUUCAACUAUCGCAGUUGUUCGUCGAACACCUAGAAUGCGCUGUCCCGAUCCCCUCAGGCGAACUACUCCGCAAUAUCGGUCUAGACUCCUUAGUUGGGCUUGAAUUGGCAGCAGAUAUCCACAAGGCAUUUGGUCGGAAGGUUGACCUGACGACCCUGGACCCCGAAUGUACCUUUGGGCAGUUCUGUGACAUGGUCAUUCCCCAGACUACGAUGCCAGUAUCCACGGUCUCCGAAAAAGUUGACAAAACCGUUCGUUGGGCGUCGACACAGGUCGCUUACUCCACCAAACGCCGGGAUCAAACCACAAAAGCGUCAGACGUGAGCAACGUCAAUUAUCUCGGUCACUGUGCAGAGGACUUUGCCCAGAUACGCGACAAGUACACGGUCUUCGCGAAGCAGGUGGGCUUUGCCGAUUUUCGCACCAAUGUCUACCCCCAGCAGAAAGAACUGGUGUGUGCGUAUGUGACCGAGGCCUUCGCUGCUUUGGGAGCUGAUCUCGCGACUGUUCCCUCUGGGUCGGCGCUGCCUCCUAUUCCACACAUUCCCAGGCAUGCCAAGGUGAUGAAGCAAUACUACAAGGUGCUCGAGGACUCCGGAUUGAUCGCCAUCACGGACAGCGGGAUGAUCCGCACUGCAAAGCCCAUCAACCCGGUCAACUCGCAGGUUCUCUACCAGCAGAUUUAUUCUAUUUUCCCGCAGCAUCGGGGUGAGCAUAUGCUUCUGAACUCAACCGGAUCAAAACUCGCAUCAUGCCUGAAGGGAGAGACAGAUCCCCUGCAGAUCCUCUUCGGCAGCAAAGCAAGCAAGGACCUGAUGGAGGAUGUUUAUACCAACUCGCCCAUGUUUGCCACCGGAACCCGCAUCUUGGGCGACUUUUUCGUCAAGACUUUCAGCAAGUACAAAGGGCCUGAGAAACUGCGCAUCUUGGAGCUUGGGGCUGGUACAGGAGGUACAACAAAGUACAUCGUAGAGAAGUUGCUGGAGCACAAUAUUCCGUUCACAUAUACCUUUACGGAUCUCUCUCCUUCCUUGGUGGCUCUGGCCAAACGCAAAUUCAGCCACUAUGGGUGCGUUGAAUUCGUCGUGCUCGAUGUCGAGAAACCCCCUGCAGAGCACCUGACGAACUCAUACCAUGCCAUCCUCUCGUCUAACUGUGUGCAUGCCACCAAGAAUCUGCUCAACUCCACCACAAACGCACGCAAGCUGCUCCGUGAUGAUGGUUUCCUGUGUCUGUUGGAACUCACCCGCAACCUAUUCUGGCUGGAUUGCGUCUUCGGGUUGUUGGAGGGGUGGUGGUUGUUCGAAGAUGGCCGGAAGCAUGUACUCGCCGAUGAGUAUCUUUGGAAAGAGACACUGCUUCAGGCUGGAUUCCUGCAUGUGGACUGGAGUAACGAUGACACCGAAGAAUCGGAUCAGUUCCGUGUCAUUACUGGCUUCGUGGCUGAUAUUGGAAGAACCAUCCUGAGCCAGGAGAAGACUGUCAUUGGGAAGCUGCAGACUAUGGAAACCGUCCCGUUCGCCACGGUGGAUGGAAUACCCCUGCUCGCAGAUAUCUACUACCCUGCCAAGGAAGAUGCACCCGGUGUCAAGCGCCCCGUUGGUAAGUGCUAUCUCCAUUUUCAUUUGAAGACUUCUUGGCUAAUUCCGCAGCGCUCAUGA
This is a messenger RNA of Penicillium riverlandense, 6876 nucleotides long. RefSeq names its product non-reducing polyketide synthase spyA. The transcript has 2 exons. Lineage: Eukaryota; Fungi; Ascomycota; Eurotiomycetes; Eurotiales; Aspergillaceae. The record is from RefSeq and is a predicted model, not a curated record. The coding region runs from base 1 to 6876 and encodes 2291 amino acids. Gene Ontology annotation, biological process: secondary metabolite biosynthetic process; fatty acid biosynthetic process. Gene Ontology annotation, molecular function: 3-oxoacyl-[acyl-carrier-protein] synthase activity; fatty acid synthase activity.